This is a messenger RNA of Pelecanus crispus (Dalmatian pelican), 465 nucleotides long. Lineage: Eukaryota; Metazoa; Chordata; Aves; Pelecaniformes; Pelecanidae. The record is from RefSeq and is a predicted model, not a curated record.
UGGAAGAAUAUAAGUGAAAUCAAGGGUUCUAUUGAGAAACAAGAAGCUUGUGAUAAAUUGUUUAAAAACGAAGAGGAGGAGUAUAGUCUCUAUGAAGCGCUGAAAUUUUUAAUGCUUAACACUGCCAUCGAAUUAUACAACGAUGAUAAAAAUGGAAGGAGAGUUCCUGUCUUCUCAUGGUUACUGUUUGCACGGGAUACAUCUAGCAACCCUUGUCAGUUAAUGCGUAAUCACUUGAAUCACAUUGGUCACAGUGGAGGCCUUGAACAGGUGGAAAUGUUUCUCCUUGCUUACGCUCUGCAGUAUACCAUCCAAGUGUAUCGACUGUAUAAAUAUAAUACUGAUGAAUUCAUCACAUCUUAUCCCAAUGACCCAGAGGAGGACUGGCCUGUGGUGACUCUCAUAACUGAAGAUGACAGACAUUAUAAUAUUCCAGUCAGAAUGUGCCAAGAGACUAUGCUGUAA